CAAGAGAAGACCAGGAAAUUUAUAUUCGGAGUAUAUACAAAGAAACACUAUCGAAACCAACCAUGAUAUCUCAAAACAGCGGCUUCCACGCCCUUGUAUUGGGAGCAACAGGCAUAUCAGGCUGGAGUCUCACCAGCCAGCUUCUCCAUAAUUAUCCGCGGCCGGGAGUAUGGAGCCGCAUAACCGGCGUGACGCGAAAAGCUAUGAGCGACGAGGAAAUGUCGUAUUGGCCGAAAGAUGAAAGGUUCACGCUGGCCUCGGGGUUCGAUUUGCACAAUGAUAAUAAAGAGGUACUGAAGCGGAAGUUUGAGGCGAAGGUAAAGGAUGUGGAAAGUGUGACACAUGUUUAUUACCUGGUACAUGAUCCUCCUGUCGACUUUAACAGCUCAGAUCCUUUUGCUGUUACCCUCGGCGGGCUCAGCAGGACUCUUUCAGUCAUCGAAAACUUAGCGCCGGGCUUAAAGUUUAUUCACCUCCAAUAUGGCACGUUCAUAUAUGGAGUAUGCUUCACAGACGACUUUUACCACCCGGUUCCUCUAUCUGAGGAUCUACCGCCCAUCAGGGAGCCAUUGUGCAACAUGCUUCACUAUCAAGUCUGGACAGACUUCAUGAGGGAUUUCUCGAAAGGCAAGAGCUGGGGAUGGUGUGAGACAAGGCCUGACGAAAUAAUUGGCUUCGUUCCUCGAAUGAAUUCUUAUAACGCCGCUCACCCCAUCGCCGUCUAUCUCUCACUAUUUGCAUAUAUAAACGGAGAAAGAGCAGAAUGCCCGUUUCCUGGUAGCUUCGGCACAUGGAAAGCGUUGUCUAACCAAGCAGGAGCUGAGAUGAUUGCGAAAGCAGCGAUACACCUGUCGUUAUUGGAUGAUCCGUCUGUCAAUGGGCAAGGAUAUAAUGUUGCUUCGUCAGCUACUCCCUCUAAUUGGGAAGCAACUUGGCCAGCCAUUUGUUCCUGGUUUGGCCUUGUGGGAAAGCCACCCGUUGACGGCGACAAGGACAAGACCAGAUUAUCAGGGCCGGAUGAAUAUAUCCGUGUGCACGAGAACGAAUAUAAGAGGAUGUUGGACGAGUACGGUCUAAAGCACUGGCGGGCAGUUUCUCCAACGAUGGAUGGCUCGCCGAAUUGGGGGUUGACCAAGCUAAGUUUUGACCGACAACUCAACCUUCAGAAGCUGAAAGCAACUGGAUUUGCGGAAGACGAGAGACUAGAGGAGAGUUGGAUCCGUGCCCUGGAGCUGAUGAGAAAGGCGAAGGUGAUUCCAUGAGGGCUGCAUCUUGUUGACUGAUAUAUUUGCUGCUCAUCGGGGUUGACUUAGGCUCUGGCAUCAUAGAGACAUCGCCUUCCCCCCCCUAGAAGAACCUGGCUGCACGUUUGCUUGAUUGAGGUUCACCUGUUUCAGACGUAGUUUUUGUCGAAGGCGUAGAGCUCAUCGAAUUAUCAUCCCUGAGAGACUUGUUUUUCGUUGGAGCUUGAGGCUCAUCCUUUCUGGAGCCAGAUUGUCGGGGUUCGUCCUCCUGUGCGAUUUCCCGCAGAACUAUGAUAUAGCUUAGUGCUUGCUUCGCGUCUACAAAUUUAGAACGGACUCCAUGCUUACCUUCUUCCCA
Messenger RNA from Coccidioides immitis RS, 1602 nucleotides. RefSeq lists its product as uncharacterized. NCBI's taxonomy places the organism in Eukaryota, Fungi, Ascomycota, Eurotiomycetes, Onygenales, Onygenaceae. The transcript is spliced from 4 exons. The coding region runs from base 63 to 1262 and encodes 399 amino acids. The record is from RefSeq and is a predicted model, not a curated record.